Myripristis murdjan (pinecone soldierfish) is the source of this 1576-nucleotide messenger RNA. RefSeq names its product M1-specific T cell receptor beta chain-like. Gene Ontology annotation, biological process: cell surface receptor signaling pathway. The coding region runs from base 34 to 1341 and encodes 435 amino acids. Lineage: Eukaryota; Metazoa; Chordata; Actinopteri; Holocentriformes; Holocentridae. The record is from RefSeq and is a predicted model, not a curated record. The transcript is spliced from 9 exons. Gene Ontology annotation, cellular component: plasma membrane.
AGCUCUGUAUCUCCCUGAAAGCAGCUCUCAACAAUGUCUUCAUCCAUGUACACAUUCGGGAUCCUCUUGAUCUGGUUUCCAUGUCAGGUGAGGAGCGUCACGUUUCAGCCAACUCGUCCACAGAUAGUGAAGGAGGGCACUGAGGUCACUAUCAGCUGCAGCCACGAUGACAGUAGCCUUUUGGUAAUGCUCUGGUACCAGCAGAAAGCAGACAAUCACUCACUGACCCUCAUUGGGUCUGGAUAUGCAAACAGCGCCCAAACCUACGAGGGUCAGUUUGAAAAGCAGUUUGAGCUGACGAGAGAAGACACACUGAGAGGAGCUCUGAUCGUUCGCUCAGCAAAACCAUCAGACUCGGCUGUGUAUUUCUGUGCUGCUAGUACACAAGAGAGCAGACUUAUGAGCCUCAUUGGAUACAACUACAUUGGAUCUUCCUCCGUCUAUGAGGCGCAGUUUGGAAAUGGAUUUGAGAUCACAAGAGAAGACACAGUGAGAGGAGCUCUGAUCGUUCGCAGUCUGGCUGCUGCCCCAGAGGUUCUUCAGUCUGGAGAACAAACGUCCCACCCAGGAGUCACAGUGAUCUUGGGGUGCAGCAUGGCUCCAGGGUUCAGCAUGUCCAGCUACACCAUGCUCUGGUACCGACAAACCCUCUACGGGACGCCCAUAGAGUACCUCACAUAUGAGUUGGAGAAAGUUGUGGGUCGCUUCAAAGCAUUUCUGGAUGCAUCAAACAACAACUUCUCCCUGGAAAUCACUAAGCUGCUCCUGAAUGACAGCGGCACCUACUACUGCGCUGCCAGUCACAGCAAUCCUGCUUACUUCGGCCAAGGAACCAAGCUGACAGUUUUAGAGUAUAACGUCACUGCACCAACUGUCAAAAUACUUCCACCUUCAUCAAAGGAGUGUAAAAACAAGAAGAAGACCUUGGUGUGUGUGGCCUCUGGUUUCUACCCAGACCAUGUGAGUGUGUUCUGGCAGAUCAGCGGGGAAAAUGUCAAGGAUGGUGUGGCGACUGACAACAAUGCCGUAAGGAAAAACGAGUCCUACAGCAUCACCAGCAGGUUGAGGGUCUCGGCCGAAGCCUGGCGCUUGCCUGACCGGACUUUCACCUGCACGGUCACCUUCUUUAAUGGAACUGGUUACGAACCCUACUCAGACUCUGUUAAGGGCACUUUAGGUGAAGGUGAAGGAGAAAGCUUCACAAAAGAGAACUAUGUGAGGACCUCGCAGGCUGGCAAACUCUCCUACGCUGUUUUCCUGGCCAAGAGCAGCUUGUAUGCGCUCUUCAUCACCGCUCUGGUGUGGAAACUUAAGAAUUCAUCUGGGAAGCAGAACAACUGAGAGCUGAGCUGAGGCCUAAACAGACGCAUCAGAGGAACUGAGUCUCUUUGUUUCUGUAAAUCAAAUUAAAAACUGCCUUUUUCACAGAGCUCCAGUGCAUUUAUACUCAAUAAUAUUCCUGCUGAAAUAGAUACAGUAUAUGUAAAGCAUGUGAACAGUUUGUUUUUCUGAUUUUCUGAAUACUUAAUCAUGCUGUCUGUUUGUGUGUAACUGUGACUUUCUUUUUGCUUAAUAU